This is a messenger RNA of Bactrocera latifrons, 2256 nucleotides long. Its product is annotated as rho GTPase-activating protein gacU. The transcript has 2 exons. The record is from RefSeq and is a predicted model, not a curated record. Bases 727 to 1983 code for a protein of 418 amino acids. NCBI's taxonomy places the organism in Eukaryota, Metazoa, Arthropoda, Insecta, Diptera, Tephritidae.
AACAUUUAGUUUAUCACGCCGUUGGAUAUGAGUUAAAAGAAGUGAAAUUUAAAAGUAUGAGCUGUACUUAUGGGCAAAACGUCAGGAAAUAUGUAAACAAAUCGAAAAACAAAACAACAACUAAAACGAAAACGAAAACAACAUCAGCAUAUGAGCGAGGAUCGCUACGAAGGCUCUGCUAGUUUAGAAUGCAAGGCGUUAACGAGUCGCUGCCGCGAGGACAGCUUGGUGCGCACGAAAACGUAAACAAGUGCAGAACAAUACUUAUUUGUGUCAAAAUUGGCUAAUGGAUUGGAUGUUGUUUUGCAAAAACAUGUUUAGAAGAGAAUCCCUGAAAAAUAAAAAUGAAAAUGUAAACAAAUGUUUUGUUUGGAAUGUCGUUUUGAGCGUUGUUUUGCGAAAACAUGUUUAAAGGAGAAUCCCUGAAAAAUAAAAACGAAAACGUAAACAAGUCUUUGUUUGUCCUCUGAGCGUUAUCAGCUAAGAAUGUGUGGCACUUUUCAAAUGUGCUGAUAUCGCAACAUUUUGUGGCAUAUAAAUUGGUGCGGCCGAGGGCUAGCUAGAUCAUUACUAAGAAUUUAAGCAUUGUGACAACACAUUGACUGUGCCGUGAAAAGAAUUCAGAAGAAGUACCAAAUCAUUUCGUAGACAUUUUCCACAAAUUCGCAAGAAGUUAAAAGUGUUAACUUAUUUCAAAGAAACUCGUGCAAAAAACAGCUCAGGAAUAUGGAUCUAUCUAUGCAUGAGAAAGCCGUGGACUAUCUCUAUCGCCACAAGAAGUUCGAUCAUGGCAAGCGUCCACGUGAAGAAGAUGUAUUACAAGAGCUGAAUCAACUCAAUCGCGACGGACGCUCGCCAGCGAAUGCAAUAUUGCUCAAUCCACACUUUUAUGGUGUUGAGCGCGUUUCUACACCAUUUUCCACCGACUCGAAUUGCUCUUCUGAAUAUACGGGCUUUGUGACGCGCUGCAAUGCCACCAGCACGCCAAGCAGCAAGAGGCCACGCCUUAUAUCCAGUGGUGCAUGUGGCACAUCCAAUCCGAGCAGCGAGGAUAGCGGCGUCGUCACAUUAACACCUAAGAAAGUGGUGACAGUCAACGAGUCCCAACCCGGUCAACAGCGCAAACGUCUGCUAAAGCCAUCGUUGCUCGCACAACCGCCGAUGAAGAAACAAAAGGCUGUGCAAGCCGGUGCAGCGAAACAGACUUACACUACAUCCAAAAACCCGGGUAACAACAGCAACUCUGGUGACAACAGCGCCACUAAUCCUAUCACCGGCAGCAGUGCUAUUAAUGUGUCCACCAACACAAGCGCCAUUAACACCUCGGCUAACAAGGGCAUCAAAACAUACUUGUCGAACAAAAGUGUUAGCCCGGUGAGUGCCAACAGCAUUAAAGCGGUACUGAAGCCCACAGAAGUAGGCACCUUGGAGUUGCCUAAAGGCGCUGAUUCCCUCGUCAACAACAGCGAUCCUCAAUUGGACGCCAACUCUGUAUUGUCACGCAUUAGCGAGGAUAAGCUGCGCAGCAUUUGCACUUUUCAUACGAAUAUGGUGCGCCAGUUUCCGAAGAAAGAGCGUUCGCCCAAGGAUCAGGAGCGUCGCAACAAAAACACAAUCGCUUGCCGUAUGAGUCGUCGUAUCAAAAAGCUGGAACAGAUCGCUGUCGAAGAAGAAUGUAAGGAGCUAGAACAGCGACAUGAGGCAAUGACGGAAGAGAUAUUGCGUGCUACAGCUUAUCUGGAGCAAUUGGAGCUGUUAAUGGCACAAACACAAAUUUCCGACGACGAAGAUUCCGAAAUCGAUGUCGUUAAUGUUGGCGAUGAGAAUGACACUCCGGCUACGGCAAGCGCUUCGAAGCUGAACAACAAGCCUGUUGGUGUGCCUAUGCAGCCGCCACUUGUUACGCGACCUGCCAGCAGCAUAAAGCCUCAUCCUUUCUCGAUCGCAGGCCUAUUGGGUAAUCUGAGCCCAAUAAAUGCGUGAAUACACAGCUUCUGGUCGAAGUAGGGAUAACUUAGCAGUAAGCAUUAAAAUAGUUUUACUUAAUUAUAUAUAUACUUGUACUAGAUGUUACAGUUAAUGUUUUGAUUCGAGAAAUCCAUUUGAAAAAUUUUCUGGUUUAUGAUAAGAUUUAGAGACAUUAAGCUAAGAUUAUGUUUGUAUUACAGUAUAGCAUUUAUGUUUUUAAAAAUAUUUAUUGAACUUUCUUAAAGUUUAACCUAUAUCUACUGUAUUUAAGAAAAUGUUAUUUAUGUG